AUGCUCAACCUCGGGCGUAUUAAGAUUCCACCCCUGAAAAAUGUGCUGGAUGUAGCGAUGCAGACUGUGAGACAGCAGGUGCCUGAGAAACCUGGACCCUCACCGCGCCCUCCGCAAAAUGUUCGAUUUGCUAAUAUGGAUAUGGGAGAGAGCUGUGAACUGUCGACUAUGAACGAGACAACCUCACCCACAUACCAAUCUACCAAUCCCACUAACCCAUUUUUAAGUGGAGAACUACAGGCUGAGGACUCCUUUACCAGCUACCAGAACACUUAUCCGCAACAAGAUGGAGGAGCAAGGACUCAAAGUAUGCAAAGUGUCGACUUUUAUGCUUCAUCUGAAGAGGGCGGUUUUGAAGAAGGUGGUGGAAAACCGGGCGCUAAGAUUAAUGAAUUUCAAGCAGCCUGGAAUGUCACCAAUGCGAUUCAGGGAAUGUUCGUGGUAUCGUUGCCGUUCGCAGUUCUGCAGGGCGGAUACUGGGCAAUAGCUGCUAUGAUAGGAAUUGCUCAUAUUUGUUGCUACACUGGUAAGAUACUCGUUGAAUGCCUUUAUGAAGAUGACCCAGUAUCAGGACAGCGUGUACGUGUUCGUGAUUCUUACGUAAGCAUCGCUAAGGAGUGUUUUGGAAGAAAAUACGGUGCAAAAAUUGUUAACAUCGCUCAAAUCAUCGAGCUCCUAAUGACUUGUAUUUUAUACGUCGUUGUAUGCGGUGACCUUAUGAUUGGCACCUUCCCUGGUGGCUUGAUUGAUACCCGCUCCUGGAUGAUGUUGACUGGUAUAUUCUUGUUACCACUCGCUUUUCUGAAAUCGCUUAAAAGUGUCAGUAUGUUAUCAUUUUGGUGUACUAUGAGUCACUUGAUAAUUAACGCUAUUGUUCUUGGUUACUGCAUUCUCUAUAUUGGUGACUGGGGUUGGUCGAAAGUCAAAUGGUCUUUAGAUUUUGAAAAUUUUCCAAUUAGUCUGGGAGUUAUUGUAUUUUCGUAUACAUCCCAAAUCUUUUUGCCAACUUUGGAAGGAAAUAUGGAAGAUCGAUCGCGUUUCGAGUGGAUGCUAAAUUGGUCGCAUAUAGCGGCCGCUGCAUUUAAAUCUAUCUUUGGGUAUCUAUGUUUCCUUACCUUCCAAAACGAUACGCAACAAGUUAUAACAAAUAACUUACGUUCAGCUGGCUUUAAAGGGUUGGUUAACUUUUUCUUGGUAGUUAAAGCGGUGCUAAGUUACCCUUUACCAUAUUAUGCGGCAUGCGAUCUUAUGGAAAGAGUUCUAUUUAGGGGUAAACCAAAGACGAUUUUCCCGACAAUUUACGCUUUAGAUGGAGAGUUGAAAGUAUGGGGUCUGGCUUGGAGACUUGGUGUUAUCAUGUUUACGAUUCUAAUGGCGAUAUUUAUUCCCCAUUUCGCUAUUCUCAUGGGAUUUAUUGGCAGUUUCACUGGUACUAUGUUGAGUUUUAUAUGGCCCGCUUACUUCCAUCUUAAAUUGAAGGGAAACCAACUGGAAAGUACGACAAUAGCUUACGACUACUUCAUCAUAGCCCUCGGCAUACUAUUCGGUAUCAUUGGAAUGUACGACUCAGGAUCAGCUCUUGUAAAGGCUUUCAAGAUCGGUUUGCCGUUUUAA
This is a messenger RNA of Melitaea cinxia (Glanville fritillary), 1614 nucleotides long. RefSeq names its product vesicular inhibitory amino acid transporter (gene VGAT). The transcript is spliced from 4 exons. Bases 1 to 1614 code for a protein of 537 amino acids. NCBI's taxonomy places the organism in Eukaryota, Metazoa, Arthropoda, Insecta, Lepidoptera, Nymphalidae. Gene Ontology annotation, molecular function: amino acid transmembrane transporter activity. Gene Ontology annotation, cellular component: vacuolar membrane. The record is from RefSeq and is a predicted model, not a curated record. Gene Ontology annotation, biological process: amino acid transmembrane transport.